This is a messenger RNA of Rhodotorula toruloides NP11, 1317 nucleotides long. RefSeq lists its product as uncharacterized. The coding region runs from base 1 to 1317 and encodes 438 amino acids. The record is from RefSeq and is a predicted model, not a curated record. The transcript has 4 exons. Lineage: Eukaryota; Fungi; Basidiomycota; Microbotryomycetes; Sporidiobolales; Sporidiobolaceae.
AUGUCCACCUCGACGGAAGAAGCGGACGCUGCGAUGUCGCCAGCUCCAGCCAAAUCGCCUACGAGCCUCCUCGACCUCCCCGACGAACUCCUCGCCCGCAUCUUCGAGUUCACCACGCGGGACAAACGCCUCUGGCUACCACGACCGAAAGGAGCAUCGAGGCAGGACAUCGACAUGCUCAAUCCCGUCAGGCUCAACCGACGCAUCCGCCGGAUUUGUCGUCCAUCCGUCUUGCGCGUAACCAUCCCGCACGACGACGAUGGCGUCAGGCUCGCACGCAUCCUAGCCGAUCGGGAAUCCCGUUGCUCGGUUGUCGAUCUCGCUAUAGCAUUAUACGGCACGGCCAGACUCCCGUUCGUCUCCCUCGCCGGCUUCACCAACAUUCGCACACUCGAAAUCGUCUUCAACACCCUGUCACCCGAGAUCCUCAUGGGUCUGUCGAGCCUCUCGCACCUCGUCAGUCUCGAGCUCUUGGGAGGCAACCUUUCGUAUCGGGAUGCGGAUGCGGAAGAGCCGCUCGACCUGAGACUCGCAGGAUCCGUUCGACGACUCGUGGUCUCGCGAUGGGAGUGGUCUGUUUAUGCAGAAGGCAAUCCGCGUGAUGCAGUCAUUGGCUUAGGCCAGCUUGAGACGCUCGAUGUCAAGGUCAACGAGCGAUUUGCCCUGGACGAUACCCUCCCCUGGCGGACCUUGCGGGAACUUGCGGUACGAUCGGAGCCGAGCUUGCAGGCGGGUGUCGAGGACUUUUUAGACGGGCUUGAUGCCGCCUGCACAGCGAAUACGCCGUCUCGUCUUCCCCUUCGGCGUCUCACUCUCGACUUUCCCCUUGCAAAACGUCCACAAGAUGGAUUCAGCCACGUCGAGCUUGUCAAGGUUCUCUCGUCACUCGCACAGACCGAUGUCGAGGAGCUUGCAUUGCAACGCCUUCCUCUCAUCCUCGCCGACGAAGAAGCGCUGAGCCUCCCAUCGGUCGAAUGGCUUGCUCUUCACGAGCUCGAAUAUACCGUCGAGGGCGACGAAUGGCAACGUACGGCACUGGGCGACUUGCCGACCAUCCUGUCUUUCUUCCCAAAUCUUCGCCGACUCGACGUGGAGAAGGCCGAGGACAGUAAUCCGUGGCCCUACCAGGCUGUCGACAACCUGGAGUGCGCGCGCGACUUUCCCACCUUCUUCGCGUUGCUGUAUCUCUUGGCAUGUCAGACCGAGGUUACAGAGAUCCGGAUUCACGAGGACCGUUACUCCCGCGAGGUGCGGUGGACCAGGGAACCGGAGGAAACGGAAUGGAGUUGCGAGCAGUACGAGCUGGAAACCUGGUAG